AUGUGUUUUCCACCAGCUGUGAACACUGCCUUUGUGCCCGCUGCUGCUAGGAUGCUAUUUUUGAUGGCCCUGACAUGCGCCAGUCCUUUUCUAGAAUUCCGAGAAGAGACUCCAAGAACACUAAAUGUGGCCAUAAUAUUUAGUGGUACCUCUUACGCACCAGAUAGUGGCCGUUUUUCACCCUCAGCUUUCCGCAAUUUUUCUAUGGAAGUGAAUCCCAUUUCUGUAAUACUGAAUGACACAAAUCCUCGCAGCCUUAUCCUGCAAAUAUGUGAUGUUCUCUCCAGCCUGAGAAUUCAUGGGGUGGUCUUUGAAGAUGACACAAGGACAGAAUCUGUUGCUCAAAUCCUUGACUUCAUCUCUGCUCAAACAUCUAUGCCUAUCAUUGGCAUCAAUGGAGGGUCUGCUAUUGUGUUGACACCCAAGGAAAAAGGUUCCACCUUUCUUCAGUUGGGGGCUUCUACAGAACAGCAACUGCAAGUUAUCUUUGAAGUUCUUGAGGAAUAUGAUUGGACGGCUUUUGCAGUUAUUACCACUUUAUUUCCUGGCUAUGAAGACUUUGUGGAUUACAUAGAAUUACUAACUGAUAGUAGUUUUAUUGGAUGGGAAAAUCGAGGUGUUUUAACACUCAAUCUUACUGAUGACCCCAGUGGGGCAAAAAUGAAGAGACAAUUAAGAGAGAUAACUGUACAGGUGCGACUGCUCUACUGUUCCAAAGAUGAGGCUGAUGGUGUCUUCAAAGCUGCAAGAGAAGCUGGGUUAACCGGACCUGGGUACAUUUGGUUUAUGGUGGGAACCAACUUAGGAGGCACAGAUUACAUGCCUGAGCACUUGCCUGUUGGUCUGUUUACAGUGUUGUCUGCUGGAUGGAAAGAUGACGUCAAUCGUAGAGUUCAAAAUGGAGUUGCUAUAAUCGCUAAAGGGGCUGAGGCUUUAUACAAAGAUUUUGGCUUUAUACCAGAAUUUAACAAUGACUGCAGAGCACCAAACCUUACUCAAGGAAGUGAAAAUCUGCACAGAUAUUUCAAGAACAUCUCCUGGGGGGGAAAGGACUUCUCAUUUAAUGAAGAUGGUUACCUCAUCAAUCCUUCGCUUGUGGUGAUUGCUCUCAACAAGGAGAGGAACUGGGAAGUGGUUGGAAUUUGGGAACAUGGUGACCUGCGAAUGAAAUACCCUGUGUGGUCUCGUUAUGGGAAGUUUCUUCAGCCUGUGGAUGAUGAUCAGCAUUUGACCGUGGCAACAUUGGAGGAAAGACCAUUCGUAAUUGUGGAAGGUGUAGAUCCAGCAACAGGAACCUGCAUUAGAGACUCUGUGCCCUGUCGCAAGCAGCUCAACAAAACUGACAAGUACAUGCCACCCACAACAUCACCUAAACCUAUCAGACAAUGCUGUAAAGGAUUCUGCAUUGAUAUUCUUAAACGUCUUGCCAAAACCAUUGGAUUUACUUAUGAUCUUUACCUGGUAACUAAUGGAAAACAUGGGAAGAAGAUAGAAGGAGUAUGGAAUGGAAUGAUUGGAGAGGUGUUUUACCAACGUGCCGAUAUGGCCAUUGGCUCUCUGACUAUAAACGAAGAACGAUCUGAAAUUAUUGACUUUUCAGUUCCCUUUGUGGAAACAGGAAUCAGUGUGAUGGUGUCCAGGAGCAAUGGAACAGUCUCCCCUUCAGCAUUCUUAGAGCCAUACAGCCCUGCCGUGUGGGUCAUGAUGUUUGUCAUGUGUCUUACUGUGGUCGCUGUGACUGUUUUCAUCUUUGAGUAUUUCAGCCCUGUUGGAUAUAACCGAAGCCUCUCCACAGGAAAGAAUCCAGGAGGUUCAAAAUUCACAAUUGGCAAGUCCAUCUGGUUGCUGUGGGCUCUUGUAUUUAACAACUCUGUUCCAGUUGAAAACCCAAAAGGCACCACAAGUAAAAUCAUGGUCCUCAUCUGGGCAUUCUUUGCAGUAAUAUUUCUAGCCAGCUACACUGCCAAUCUGGCUGCCUUCAUGAUCCAGGAGGAGUAUGUGGAUACUGUGUCUGGACUUAGCGAUAAAAAAUUUCAGAGACCUCAUGAACAGUACCCUCCACUGAAGUUUGGUACAGUACCCAAUGGGAGCACUGAGAAGAACAUUAGAAGUAAUUACCCAGAUAUGCAUGCCUACAUGAUAAAAUAUAACCAACGGCAUGUAGAAGAUGCCCUGCAAAAUCUUAAGACCGGGAAACUGGAUGCUUUUAUUUAUGAUGCAGCAGUACUAAACUACAUGGCUCGCAAAGAUGAAGGCUGUAAGCUAGUGACUAUUGGUAGUGGAAAAGUCUUUGCUACCACAGGUUAUGGUAUUGCUCUCCAAAAAGGCUCUAAGUGGAAACGAUCCAUUGAUUUAGCAUUACUUCAGUUCCUAGGAGAUGAUGAGAUUGAGAUGCUGGAAAGACUUUGGCUAUCAGGGAUUUGUCACAAUGACAAGAUUGAAGUUAUGAGCAGCAAACUGGACAUUGACAACAUGGCGGGGGUCUUCUACAUGCUUCUUGUCGCAAUGGGAUUGAGUCUUCUGGUGUUCGCAUGGGAGCAUCUCAUUUACUGGAAGUUGCGGCACUGCAUGAGGCACUCCGGGAGACUUGACUUUUUAUUGGCAUUUAGCAGGGGCAUGUAUAGCUGUUGUAGUGGAGAAGAUCCAAAGGCUAUAGACCAACAGCUUCCUACCUUAAAUCAUUGUUAUCCACCUCAAAGAAUACCGGCCCUUUCAAAUUCUGUAGCACCACCUCCACCACCAUCUGCUCCUUUACCAUGUUCCAACUUUCUGCCACGAGAAAGGCGUAUAGUAGAAAGAUGGCGCCAUGCCAGGAGUCCUAACUGUUAUAAAGAUAUGUAUACUCCUACUCGCACUAUACAUGAGCCUAAUAGCAAAGUGGCUGCUCCUCGCCAUCCCCAUAAAAACACAUUUACUGAUGGCUUUCACAGAUAUUAUGGUCCUAUUGAGCCUGAAGGACUUUCAGAUCAUUUAGUAGAGUCUGGACAAGCAUACAGCAAAGACAAAAAAAUAUCUCCUUGUCAAAUGUCACCACCAAGUCAAAGGGAACACUUCCUAGAAAAUCCGCCAUCUUAUUUUGCAAUUGUACGUGAAAAAGAUGCUCCAGAGCCACCUGGUUGGCAAUCAAAAAUUUCAAGAGGCCUUUACGAAAAUUACCAAGGUGGAAAGGAACGGACUCCAAAAUCAGGUGGUGGAGCACGGGGGAGUCGUACACCUGAAGCAGCAGUUAAAAAAUUUGACCAUAUGGGAAGUAGUUACCAAACAAAAAGUACAUGUGAGAUGGAAUGUGAGGUAUAUACUGGUGGUGGUCCAAGUGCUAGCACAAAUCGGCCAAAUAAGGCCAGUGUGGAAGUCUGUGAUGGUUCACACUAUGGAGGUCAUACAAGAUUUGCAUAUGAAGAUGAGCGAAGUUGUGGAAGAGAUUGCCACCAUCGCCGGGAAGAGUUGGACAUGGAGUCCCAACCAUUGCUUCACAAAAAAUCUAAUCGUUCUCAUAUGUGCAGGAGCCAUUCUCAUCCCCUGGUUAUGAAUACCAAUCAAAGUAAAUAUGCUGACCUUUCAGAUUCUGAUUCAGAUGUGUGUGAGAGAGAGCCUCCAUGUGUAAAGUCAGAAAUUGGUCAUAACUGUUGGUACUCACCAAACUAUUUCUGCACAUAUCCAUCAAGAGACCGACAAACAUCAUCUGCACCUCGCAAACCCAUGAGGUAUUGGUCAGUAGAUAAACUGGGCAAAUAUCGACAGUUAAGCAAGGAGUACCUUCCAAAUACAUGUCAUGGUUCCUGUUAUUGUAGUAGCCUAGAAAUGUUACAGCCUCACUGUCAUAAAGAGUCAAGAUACUUCAGCUGCUCUGAUGAAAAACUAGAAAGAAGAUUGGAUUGGGAUCACUUACGUGGAGGUCACUGCUCUUUUCUUCACCAUCAUCAUCACUCUUGUGACUUAGCCCCCAUACAUCCCACCUCCCGUAGCUUGGAGGACCUAAGCAGAUGCCAUUUGAGGUGUCAUAAACACAUCUUCUCACCAGAAUGUCAACCUAGAUCAAGUCAUAGUGGAACCCUUUAUAAAAGAAGGGGAUCUGCCCAUUUCUCUAGUUUGGAGUCCGAGGUAUGA
Messenger RNA from Bufo gargarizans (Asiatic toad), 4107 nucleotides. RefSeq names its product glutamate ionotropic receptor NMDA type subunit 2D (gene GRIN2D). The record is from RefSeq and is a predicted model, not a curated record. Gene Ontology annotation, molecular function: transmitter-gated monoatomic ion channel activity involved in regulation of postsynaptic membrane potential; NMDA glutamate receptor activity. Bases 1 to 4107 code for a protein of 1368 amino acids. Lineage: Eukaryota; Metazoa; Chordata; Amphibia; Anura; Bufonidae. Gene Ontology annotation, cellular component: postsynaptic membrane; plasma membrane; NMDA selective glutamate receptor complex. Gene Ontology annotation, biological process: monoatomic ion transport; synaptic transmission, glutamatergic; excitatory postsynaptic potential. The transcript is spliced from 13 exons.